This is a messenger RNA of Musca domestica (house fly), 2013 nucleotides long. RefSeq names its product phosphatidylinositol 3-kinase 2. NCBI's taxonomy places the organism in Eukaryota, Metazoa, Arthropoda, Insecta, Diptera, Muscidae. The record is from RefSeq and is a predicted model, not a curated record. The transcript has 9 exons. The coding region runs from base 361 to 1986 and encodes 541 amino acids.
UAAGCGGAUCAGUCAAAUUUUAGAGGUCUAGACGCGCAAACCGCAGAAAGAGGUCCAAGACAAAAACGCGAUCGAUCGAACGAACGGAAAACAUUGACAUUAGAAAAGCAAAAAAUUAAAAUUAUAAAAAUAUAUAUUUGUGUGUUUGUAUGUUCUGUACAAAAAUAUACAUACUUAUGUGCGUGAAAAGCUUUUUUUUCCAUGGAAUAAAAAUAAAUAAAUAAAUUAUUUCAAGAAAAUCGAAAGUCAUAAAUAAAGUGAAUAUCAAAAUAAAAUAAAAAUAUUCUGCUUUAAACCCCGAAAUCCAUAAAACACGCGUUUUACCCCUCCAUUGUGAACCGUUACAAAACGUAAAACUCUAUGAAUUACUACUACUCUAAUUUUCGUGAGGGUGCCAGCGGCAAGAGCGGUGGUGGCGGUAGCAAAUUACAAACGAAAGCAAAUCGUACUAAACGCUCGCGUGACAUGGGUCUCACAUCGCAGUCCGACGACAUACACUACAGGACACAUCUGUUUUUCUCACCGAAUCGGCCGGGUUAUGAUGUGGGCGAAGAACAACUCAUUGCAGAGCGGUGCAGUGGCUUUACCGGUAAUCCUUCAACCUCCACCACCAACACCACCGGCACGCUUCCACUGUCACCCAUCCAGCAUGAGUCUAUGGAUGCACCACAGCCUUUAGUUGAUCGCAAGCCUUCUGUGUCGCUAUUAAGAUGGAACAACAACAACCACACCAACGGCAACAACAACAGCAACAGUAACAUCACAACAAAUAUUCACAACUACCAUCACUACCAGUCACCACUACCACCACCACCACCAUCAGCAACAACAACAGCAACACCAUCCCAUAGAAGUAGUUUUAGAAAACCAAUUGAUAGCAUUCAAAUGACAGAGACCAACCGUCACAACAACAACGCCAACAUCAACUACAACAAGACAAGCGGCUACAACACCACGCCAGGCUCCUCCACAUUGCUACAACAACAUCAGCAGGGGCUUGCGGGGUUAUCUUCAACCGCUGCUGUUAGGCAAGCUAGCUAUGGCAUAACUGGCAGCGGCUCGGCCAUGGGUCCCAGCAAUGGCCUCGUCUCCAUGUCGUCGGGCGGUGUGCGCAGCGAACCCAUAUCAUUGGCCACCCUGGAUCGUGAUUGUUUCAUAAUACCUGUACAUAGUGUAGAUCGUUUUCUGCCAGCUGGCAUACCGCUGCCACCAUCCCCCGUCGAUGGUAAUUCAACGAAACCUUCCAGCCCCCUCAGUGUUCUGGAGGUAUCCGAUCCCAAAUUAUGCAUUUUAGUUCAUUUGAUGAGUCCCCUCGAACCCAUUGACCCGGUGCUUGAAUCCCCCCUCGCCCAUCCAUUGCUGAAACAACGUUCAGUGGCCUCGGAACUUUUGACGGAAGUGCAACAGGCCAAUACAGCGGUGGGUGGUAUGCUAUUGGCCAAUAUGGAGAAAAUUUCCGAAUUUCCUUUUAUUACCUAUUAUGUUAUAAAUACCACACAAACGGAUCCUUCAAACUUUUAUUCGGGCAUAAGAGUCUCCUCGCUAUCGAAAUUUGAGCCAAAAAACUUAAGAUACACUGCCGCUCAUACCUUAGAUUUAUACAGUGAAGUGGCUGCCAUAUGUCGUCCGCCAUUGCAGUUGGCCCCCAGUGAAAGUGGCAGCUUUAAGAAGACACAAACUCCGGCCACCGGUUAUAUCAUUUCAGUAUUUAAGGUCUUCGAAGGCGACGAUGGUGAACGCUUUGAAAAGAAUUGGCUGUAUUGGACGGGUGCUAGAAUGUUAUACAGAUAUCUACCACGUACUGCCGGCUUACGGCGCAUAUCUUUGCAUAAAAGCACUUCCCAACGUGGCGAUAAAAUGUACCUGCUUAUCUGUGAGUGUGCCGAACUUCUAAAGGACAUAAAUGCUGCUGCCGUUUUAAUACCUGCCCUGAGAGCUCGCCUGUGUGGCUAUACGGGGUUAUAUAGGCCAAUACAGGCGUUUUAGUUAGGCAAGAAGAAAAAAAAACCAAAA